GCGACAGUCUGUUUCCUUCUGCUUUGUCCCCGUUUCGAUGCCGCGAAUUCGACUGCAAUCGACGAUCGCGUUCAUCGCUGUGUGCUGCGCUGCGUUGGCAACAUCCGCCAGCAGCCGCGAGCACCCCGUCUGCCAGGCGCACCCCUCACGCAGCGGAUAUGCGGCGGCGCCAAACCAGCACCCAGCUUGUCCCAAGUACAGGGCGAAUGCUGAGCCGUUUGGCGACGCGCGCCCGCUGCCUGCCGAGCGCACAUUCGUCUCGCCCGCCGUCGACAACGCCAUCCAGGCCAUCACCGCCAAGAUGAAGGACCAAAGCCUGGCUGCCGUCUUUGCAAACACGCUGCCAAACACACUCGACACGACCGUGUCGCUGUUCCAGCAAUAUCCGACCCUGUCGUCGUACAUCAUCACAGGAGACAUCAACGCCAUGUGGCUGCGCGAUUCGACGUACCAGGUGUUGCCCUACCUGCGCUACAUGCAGCAGGACGCAAACCUGCGCAACCUGAUCCACGGCGCAAUCAACCGCCAGGUGCAGUACGUCCUGUCGGACGUGUAUGGCAGCUCGUUCAACAGGGAUGCGCUCAGCGGCACGGGCGUUUUCGACGGCGACUCGACCUGGAGGUCGUCGUUCCUCGGCACCAGCUACAACGCCAUGCUCAACAAGAUUGUUUACGAGCGCAAGUACUCUGUCGAUUCCCUGAGCGCCGUGAUGAAACUCUCGUACGGCUUUUACAAUGCCACGCGCUCGCUGGAUGCCUUUGACUCGAACUGGGUUGCCGCCAUGGCCUUGAUCAUUGACACGCUGCAAAUUCAAACCCAAGACACGGCUCAGGAAGACAAGAAUGGCGGUCCCCAGUACACCUUCCAGCGCCUCACCGUCGAGCCAAAGGACUCGCUCAUUCAUGGACGCGGCUACCCGUGCAGCUAUACUGGCAUGAUCAAGGGCUUCUUCCGUGCCUCGGAUGACGCGCAAAUCUACUGCUUCUCCAUCCCCGCCAACGCCAUGGCCGUCGUCGAGCUCCGUCACACGGCUGAGAUUUUGACGGCGCUCGGCCAAUCCGCCCUUGCCACCCAGGCUUUGACGCUCGCCGCCAGCGUCGACCAAGCAAUCUACGCACAUGGUGUGGUGCAGCAUCGGACCGCCGGGCAGAUUUUUGCCUACGAGGUUGACGGAUUUGGCAACUACAUUUUCAUGGACGACGCUCCCGCCCCGUCCCUCCUUUCGCUGCCGUACGUCGGCUACGUGAAUGCCUCCGAUCCGCUGUAUCUGCGCACUCGCGCCGCCGUUCUAAGCAACGCCAAUCCGUGGUACUUUUCGGGCGCUGCGACGGACGGCGUUGGUGGCGCUCACUACGGCACUGGCUGGAUCUGGCAGCUGUCGAUUGCCGUGCGCGCAUUCACGUCGACCUCUGACACUGAAAUCCUCAAGUGUCUGAAAGAUCUUGUCGAUUCGACUGUCGGCACCGGCUUUAUGCACGAGGCGUUCUACCUGGAUGACUAUGGCUACUAUUCCCGACCCUGGGUUGCAUGGGGCAAUUCGUUCUUUGGCGAUUUGAUUCUCUACCUGAGCGACACUCGUCCGUACCUGAUUUACACGUAGUGCUCCACCAGGUCUUCCUCGGUUUGGGCACUUUUGCUCUUUAUUGUCGCUUUUUGUGUUGUCGCACUGUGAUGAGACUGCGAUUGAUGUACUGUUUGAGAGCCUUGUGUUCCAAGUACAGUUUGUACAGCAUUUCUGUUUCAAUGGACCCUGCCUUGG
Messenger RNA from Capsaspora owczarzaki ATCC 30864, 1759 nucleotides. RefSeq lists its product as hypothetical. Lineage: Eukaryota; Filasterea; Ministeriida; Capsasporidae. The record is from RefSeq and is a predicted model, not a curated record. The coding region runs from base 38 to 1600 and encodes 520 amino acids. The transcript has 5 exons. Gene Ontology annotation, biological process: carbohydrate metabolic process.